Agelaius phoeniceus (red-winged blackbird) is the source of this 1278-nucleotide messenger RNA. The record is from RefSeq and is a predicted model, not a curated record. NCBI's taxonomy places the organism in Eukaryota, Metazoa, Chordata, Aves, Passeriformes, Icteridae.
GAUCGCGACAGAGGCGACAGAAAUUCCCCCCCGGACCCCCCCGCUGUCGCGACAGCUGUGCCCAUGCCUCGCCGCCUGCUCUCUCUCCUCCUGGCCCCCACGCGUUUCCUGCUGUCCCUUCGGGCUCUCCUGGCCCGGGGUGGCCUCGCGGUGGCCGCGGUGGCCUCGGGCGCGGCCUUCGCGCUCUGGGCGCUGGCGCUGCUGCUGCGCCGGGGGCCCCGCGCCGCCCUGGGCCGGCAGCGCCGGGACGCGGCCCCGCCCGGGCUCAGCGACGGCGCCUUCGGGGAGCACCGGCACCUGCGCCUCGGGAGCUCGGGGCUGCGCCUCCAUUACGUCACUCGGGGUCCCCCCGGUGCCCCCCUGAUGCUGCUGCUCCACGGCUUCCCCCAGAACUGGUUCUGCUGGCGCCACCUGAUGCAGGAGUUCAGCGCCCGGUUCCGGGUGGUGGCCCUGGACCUGCGCGGCUACGGGGACUCGGAGAAGCCACCGGGCAGGGACAGCUACCGGCUGGAGCUGCUCCUCGGGGACAUCCGCGACGUCAUCGAGGCCCUGGGGACGCCGGCGGCCGCCCCGCGCUGCGUCCUGGUGGGGCACGACUGGGGAGGGGUCCUGGCCUGGGAGGUGGCCUCGAGCCACCCCCGGCUGGUGGAGAAGCUGGUGGUGAUGGACGCGCCCCACAGGGGCGUGAUGGCAGGUGACAGGGGGGACAGCGGGGACACAAGGGGACAGAGGGGACAGCGGGGACACAAGGGGGUCCUUCACCGCCGUCACCCGUCGCAGCUGCUCCGUUCCUGUUACAUGUUCCUGUUCCAGCUGCCCUGGCUGCCCGAGCUGCUGCUGUCCCUGGCCGACUUCCAGCUGGUGCGGUGGUUCCUGACCAGCGCCCAGACCGGCAUCCAGGACCCGGCCCGGCGCCUCUCGGAGCAGGAGCUCGACUCGUACCUGUUCGGCCUCGCCCAGCCCGGGGGGCUCAGCCCCCCCAUCCACUACUACCGCAAACCUCUUCCGGUGGGCGGGGCCGCCCCAUUGGGUGACCCCGCCUGGGGGGCCACGCCCAUCCCCCGGGAGCCGCCCCCUCCCCCCACGCUGCUGCUCUGGGGCUCCCGCGACGCCUUCCUGGACCCGCGCCUUGGCCCCGCCCACAUGCGCUGGCUCCGCCCCUCCGCCCGCCUCCGCCUCCUGCCCGGCGCCUCCCAUUGGCUGCCCGAGGAGAGGCCCCGCCCCCUGGCCAAGCUGAUUGGAGAGUUCCUGGGGGGAGGGGCCGAGGAGGGGUCGUAG